AUGGGAAUAGGGCCGAGCAGCCUCGGGGAUGCCAUCCUCUUCCCCGCGCCAGCUUCCUCGUACGACGGCGAUCUGCCUGGGCUGCUGUGGAUCGAGGAGGACUUCUCGCCCCUACCGCCAGUCGGGCAGCUCUCGGCUGUGCAGGCAGCGGAGCAAGAAAAGGCGCAUCGCAUCUCUCGCGGCAAGCAGAGGCUCUUCCCUGCGUUCUUCAUCGAAGCGCCCGGCGGGGAGAGCAACAGCGUCAUUCUCUACUGGCAUGGCAACUCGUGCGAUCUGGGGCAGAUCUAUGAAGAGCUUGACGUUCUUUCCAAGUUCCUCAACGCCCACGUCCUGGCGAUUGAGUUUCCAGGCUACGGCUUGGCGCCCCCGCUGAACGGGUCGACGCCUGAAGAUCUGGCCGCGGCGGCGAGCGCGGCGGCUCUGAGUGGAGGGACGCCCGACGAGGCGUCGCUCGCGGCGCUGAAGCGCACGGCGUCUGCGCCCCGAUCGGAGAAAAACAAAAUGGGCGAACUGAUCAACAAAUGGAGCAGGUCAGCCUUCAACUUUCUUCUCUGGAUCGGCUUCAAGCCCGCCAACGUCAUCUGCUUUGGAAGAAGCAUCGGAACAGGUCCGGCGAGCUACUUGGCCGCGGCCCUGGCGGAAGAAAAUAUUCACGUCGGAGGCGUGGUGCUGCAUGCGCCGUACAUCACCGUUCACAAAAUCGUUCAAGAGUACGCGUCCCUCGGGACGUGGCUGAUUACGAAUCACUGGAGCAACGCGUCGAAUCUCGAAAAAAUGGGUGCCUCUUCGUGUCCGCUGCUCAUCAUUCACGGCGUAGACGACGAGGUCAUCCCCACAGACCACGGCCGCCAGCUCUUCGAAACUUACAAGGGCGAGAAAAAGGACGGCUUCUUCCCGACCGACUCGUCACACAACUCCUACUACAUCAUCGACGACCUGGGCAAGCCCAUGGAGGUGUUUCUGAAGGAGAAGAGUUUGGCGUUGGCGGCGCCGUCUGUGCGCGCGACGAUUCCAGCGUACAUGAGGCUUCCGCCGGUCUGGCAGUUUCAGCCUGAGCAGUUUGCGGCCGCAGGGGCUGCGGCGCCUUCGCAGGCGUCGACUGCAGCCUCUGCGACAGCCGCGGCGCGCGCGGGCGUCUCGGAGACGGCCUUGGACGCGCAGAGCGCGGCGAUGGUGCAGGCGAGUUUGGGCACGGGCGUCUGCGGGAAGGCGCCGGAGGCAGCCACGCGGACUGCGCAGGGCGCGCCGGGGAGCGUGGCGGCGGCGGCGGUGCAUGCGGUGGAGCGCAGCAACUCGGUGCUGGGGAACCUGAUCGCGGGCGCGACGGGAUCCAAGGGCGGACAGUGGGACGUGGGACUGUCGCAUGCGCCGAAGGAGCUCGAAAAAGCCGAGGCGGGCGGGCUGUGCGCCGGCUCCACGCGAACCUCACACUUCUCUCGCAUGAUUGAGAGCGGCAUCUUCUCCAGGGGCUCGCUCGAAGAAAUCAUGGGCGAGGCCCUCAGGGAAGUCAACAGGGAGGAGCCCGCCGAGACGAAGAAGGCCUAG
Messenger RNA from Besnoitia besnoiti, 1545 nucleotides. Its product is annotated as hydrolase. The record is from RefSeq and is a predicted model, not a curated record. Gene Ontology annotation, cellular component: membrane. Lineage: Eukaryota; Apicomplexa; Conoidasida; Eucoccidiorida; Sarcocystidae. Gene Ontology annotation, molecular function: palmitoyl-(protein) hydrolase activity. The transcript is spliced from 7 exons. Bases 1 to 1545 code for a protein of 514 amino acids.